AUGCAUUCAGCUUUUCUUGCGUUAACAUUUCAAAAUAUUUCUCUUCGUUUCAAACCCUUUCUUUCUUCUUAUCAUCGCUUCAAAACAUUUCUUUAUUUUUCUCUUCGUUUAAAACAUUUCUUUUUUCUCUUCGUUUCAAAACCUUUUCUUCUUUUUCUCUUCGUUUCAAAAUAUUUUUCUUUUUCUCUUCGUUUCAAAACAUUUUUCUUCUUUACUUUUUCUUUUCGUUUUAAAAGUUUCCUUCUUUUUCUCCUUGUUGCAAAACAUUUUUUCUUCUCUUCGUUUCAAAACAUUUCUUUCUUCUUCUCCCCUUUUCCUCUUCGUUUCAACACUUUUCCUUCAUUUUCCCUUUCUUUCAUAACAUUUUCUUUUUCCCCCAAAACAUUUCUUUUUCUUACUAUCAAAACAUUUCUUUCUUUUUCUUCGUCUCAAAACAUUUCUUUCUUUUUAAAACAUUUCUUUUUCCUUUUUUUCUUCAUUUUUUCUCUUCGUCUCAAAAACAUUUCUUUCUUUUUUUUUUUUCUUCAAACUUUUUCUUUCUUUUUUCUUCGUUUCAAAACAUUUCAUUUUUUUUUUCCUCUUUUUUCUUCAUUUCUUUCUUUUUCCCUUCACAUUUCAUUCUUCUUCUCUACGUUUUCUCUUCGUUUCAAAACUUUUCCUUCAUUUUCACUUUCUUUCAAAACUUUUCUUUCUUUUUCUCUUCGUCUCAAAGCAUUUCUUUCUUCGUCUUAA
This is a messenger RNA of Acanthosepion pharaonis, 732 nucleotides long. The record is from the annotation of a GenBank genome assembly. Lineage: Eukaryota; Metazoa; Mollusca; Cephalopoda; Sepiida; Sepiidae.